AUGACAUCUAAGAGUAAGUUUCUCCCUGAGAACAACAGCAGUCGUUAGCAAGGAUUACUCGAUUUAGCUAAAUUGUGAGUGACGUCAUCAUAACAUGUGCUCGAUUUAAAUCUGUCAAAAUUGUUUACAUUUCUGAAUGAGAGCUCUUUGGCGAAAAAACCCAUAAAAAUGGACCAUAUGAGAUUCGGAUGAAUUAGGCCAGAUUCAACCAUCAACAUGCCAACUAACAUGAAGAGAAGGUCAAGGUCAUUGUCACCGAAGAAUAUAGCUAGGGAACAUAAACUUGAAACAGCCAGUGCACCAACUUCACCCAGGCCAAUCAAAAGAGUCAAAAUAAGGAGGAACUUCUAUCUUGAAAGUAAUUUGAGUCAACAAAAUAUAACUGAGUCAGUAAAUUCUGAAAAACCAAAUCUAGAAGAUGAGAAUGAACAUGCUACAGCUAGAAUUAAAAUUGAACCCUUUGUGUCAAAGUGGAACAGUGAACAUAUUGAAGUCAUAGAUAUAAGUGAUAGUUUAGCUGAUUGUGAGUCAAUAGAGGAAAAUCACCACCAUUGUGAUGUUGAACACAGUGAUGUUAGAAGUGAGGUUAACCAGAAUCCUGCCAACAUUAAUGAUGGGACACAUGCAGAAACUAAAGGUCUGAAAAAGACUGGUGUAGAAGAGAACAGCCUUACUUAUAAUAAAGUGUUGAACUGGCUUAUUGACAGUCAAACUGAUGAAGCAAACGUAGGUCUUUGUCCUGUUGAAGUUGAAGACACAAAGGUUUCACAUAGAGAACUCCAAGUAGCAUCUCAGCAAAGUAUUGAAUCAAGUUCACAAACCUAUCAGACUACCAAAGAGUUAAGUGAAAAUGAUGUACCACAUAAAGCUCCUACUGGCUGUGGGAAAAUCCUUUCCUGUUUGAGCCCCAUCGGAACUCAUAGCCACAUGGGGACACAGGAUGAAAACAGAACCCAUUUAGAUCCCUCAACAUAUGGAUCACAUGGAAACAUAAGAGCUUCUGUACAAACAACUAGUCAUAUCAAGAGAGUCUCAAGUGAGCCAGUUUUGGCAAAUCCACUGAUAAAUUAUAAAGUAAUACAAAAAGUUGAUAGGAAACAGCCAACAAGUAUUUUUCAGAGAAAAGUGAAUCUUUGCGCAGAGGCAGGAGGAUCUACUCAGUCUGUGAAAAAGCCACCAACAACUAAUAAUGAGGCCACCAUUGCUAAAGUCAGUCUUCAGAAUGAUUCUAUAAAUGAAUCUUCCAGGCUGGAAUAUGAGAAAUCAAACUGUACAUUAACUCCAGUUGCAGCAACAUCACAGGCAAAUACACAUAAAUUGUAUGAUAAUUGUUCCACUAACUUGAAGGCAAAGAACAUAUUCAAACAACAUAGUUCAGUUAAAGCUAAUGAAAGGUACAUGGAUCUAAUUCAAAGGUCAGCAGUUGAUGAUACACUUCAACAUUUAGGAGCACUUUAUGAGCCAAGACUUGAUCAAUGUGGAGUUCAAAUCAAGAAUAAAACAUAUGAUCUUCAUUUAGUCAGAAUGACACCAAAUUGUGCAAUUUUUAUACCUGGAAGUGAGGGGCGUAUUGCUUCAAAUUGUUCAGUUCCAAAAUCUGGACAACAUCAAAAUGUAACGCCAUUAAACAGCAACCAAACGAUGCAGCAAGUGUUUCCAAAAAAUGUUUUGAACAAUGUGUGUGUGAGGCCAGUGGCAGGACAUGCACUUGCCCAGUUCAAACAUGGUCAGUUAACAUUAUCCCCAUUGAUACCUCAUAUACCUCCACAAUCUCAGGUAGCACCCCAAAUCUCAUUAAGUCAACAGCAGUUCAACGCAAAUAGAUCUGCAAUUCAGUCAGGAUUCAUCACCUCAGUGAACCAUCUCAUACCAAGGAUUCAUAGUUUACAUCAUAACAGUAUUCCCAAUGGAGUUCCCCCUCAACCCUUUGCUGAUUGUAGUAUACAGAGUCUUAUGCAACAGCAGAUAAAUCAGGUUGGUUCUCCAAGGGUGUCUAAUCACCUCAGUUGUGAAUCAGUUGUGAACCACAAUCCAAAGGUGCAACCAGCUAAAAACAUCCUUAAUCUUGACCAAUCACCAGCUGAGAACAUGGCUAAUUUGAGAUCCAUUGUUGUCACACCAAAGGAGGUUAAUCCGGUACAACAUAUAAUGGACUUGGCAAAGUCUAACAUUAUUGGUAAAGGCUCAAGUAUAUUUUCAAGAACUAACCCCAAGACAAGCAUAUCAGAAGGUCCUACCAGUGACAGUAUACUUGACAACUAUGAGGAGGAUAAUAUGAUAACUGCAUGUGAGGAUCAUGACUCUUGCCACCAAAAGCCAACGGAAACUCAUGAGGAGCAUAACCCUCCACCUGGACACUUAAACCUGACUGGUACUGAUCCAAGAUUACAAGGAUCCCGACCACUUGUACUGACAGGUAAAACAGAGUUAGAAAUCAUACAUAAACAAAGUUGGUUGGAUCCUAAAGGAGGUGUUCUUCAUACACCUAUAAAUUGUGCUGAAAAUGAGUAUGAAGUGGAAGUCCAUGAUGAAUGGGAGGAUGAUGAUACAGGCGCAGUUCUUAUUAAUGAACUGAUUGAAAACAACAAUUGGUACGAUGCAGUUGAUGCUGUAUAUUAUGCUAGUGAACUGUGUACGUUUACAAGUGUUAUAGAGCAAAGCAGUCUCCUAAUCAAUGAUAUGUUUGUUAGUACAAAUCAGGAAGUGAACAAAAAGAAAAUAGAGAUUUCCUCUCCCAAAGUGGCCAAAAAUACGAGAUCAAAACCAAAGAGAAAAGUGACCAUCCCCAAUGAGGAAAGAUCAAGCACACUUCAAUAUACAUAUGUUGUAGCAAGGGAAACUAAAGCUAUACUCCGACAAGAAAGCUUCAAGCUGAAGACAUCAUUUGAUGAUAGCAAUUCAAAAGAAGUUAUUAGGAACAAUAUUAGUAAAGUGUUUGGAGAAGACAGUAUAACACAUGAUGGUGUUGAGAUAUGUUGGUUGCUUGAUGAUAUGACUUAUAAGGUAACUGAUGAGGUGCACCAAUCAACAGCUGAGCAAGAUGGACAUGAUGAUGAGAGAACAAAGGAUUUUGAAGUGGAGUUAGCUGAUCUAACUAUCAUAGAUAGUGAUAAAACACAGCAGAACAAAAAAUCAGAAAGGCCAGCAAAGCCCCAGGUGGCUAAAGGGGGUCAGAGUCGCAAUCAGGAAAAGAAACAGCAGGUGGUGAAAAUGUCUGUGAUGAAGUCACAUGUCUUGACCCGAUCACGGACCAAAAAGAGGAGCUAUCGGAAUGGAGGAUUCCAGUGGGAUGAAUGGGGAUGGAUACAUACAUCACCAACUGCACUUAACAGGAUGAAACACAAAGCUAUUGAAUCUGCAAACAAGACAGUACCACAACCUCAUCAGAAUAAAGAAACAAAUAAGAAUAAAAAGCCAAGUGGAAAGAGGAAGUUUAAUUUGGGUGCUAGUGCUGGUGCUACAAGAUUAGCUGGAAUGAGUUAUCUCCAGCCUACUACAAAGAAAACAUUUUACGUAGACCAAGAAAAGACAUACAAGGAGUUGGGGCUCCACAAAUCUCAUCCAAGGGAGCAUAAAAUUCCCAGGAAGGAACCAGAUGUCUCUGAACCUGACAAUAAUCAACAUGUCACACGCAGUGGAACUGUGUAUAAAUUCAAGAGGGAAAAAGAAAUUGAAGAGUUUGAUAUUCCCGAGUGCAUAGUACUUUCAAGUGAUGCAAGUGAAGAUGAAAACUGUGAAAACUUCAGCAUUGAUACUCCUGAUAAAGAUGAGACUCCAUUAACUUUAGUACCCCCUUGUAUUCAAAGAUCAGGAUACAAGAUUUCAGAUGGAGAUAAUGCUACAGACAAUGAUGCAGAUAUACUGAUAGUUCCUCAUUCCCCCAAGGAAGUAAUGACUGAUCUUGAAUCAGAGAACCUGGGAAAAGCAAAAACUCAAAAUGUGACAGAUGAAGUGCCGUGUGAAUCUGAGAGCACUGUUGUUAGGUUUGAAUCUGAUGCUGAACAUCCAAAUAAGGACUCUGAAGUAAGUGAUGGUAACAGGGAUAGUGAAAAUACCAGCCCAAUUAAGGAUAUAAAUCUAGAAGAACCAAGCAAUCAGCUUAAAGAACAAACCAAUAUAAAUGUGGAGAGUGGUAUCUUAACGCAGAAUGAAAGUGAUGAAAAAGAACCUGCUAUUCAAAAAGAGACGGAAGCUGUUCUUGACUCAAUGUUAAAUCACAUGGAGUUUCUAACUCAAGUUAAGAGAGGAAUUCACAUAUUGAAACCCCCAAAACAAAAACCUUCAUCUGAACAAAAAGAAAAAAGGAUGUCUGAUUUCAUUGAUGAUUCUGGACCAUGUCAUCGAUCUGCCAAAAGUAACAUUAACCACAAUCGUGAAAAGGGAACUUCAAACAAGCGUUCCAAAAGAAACUUAGCAAAAAAAUGCUUUUGUGAGAAAUCACCAAGAAUUACCAUUAAGAAACUUGAAUCUAAAAAUAUGCCAUUUCUAAAUGGAACCUCAAACUCAAACAAAACCAAGAAAAUUACAAAAUCCAAUGACCCUAGUAAAGCCAAGCCUGGAUUAGUUCGAUUCAAGACAAUAACAAAGGAAGAAAAUGUGAAAAGUCGAGUUCAUCACUGUGUAUUUUGUAAAAGGUUUUCUUCUAAGAUUCGACGUGAUGUUAGAGAGCAUACAUUGAAAGAUCAUAGGUUCAGGUGUUACAGAUGCAAGAUUGUGUUCCCAAAUGAAGUGAAGAAACGGAAACAUAUGGAAGUGCACAUCAAGGAGAAACAUUACUGUUUACAAUGUCAACAAGAAUUCAGCACUAAGGGAGGGUAUAGAAGACAUAUUCUGGGUAGAUUGCAUGUUAUUGUGGAACGAGCACAGCACAUGGCUAUAGAUGUUGUCUACAAGGCAUGCACAGGGAACACCAUUGAAGCAAGGCAGAUUGCUAGUAAGCACCAACUGGACAUUAGUAGCUUAGUUGGUGGUAGUGUUGAACCAGCAGAGACAAUUGUCAGAACAGCUCAACAGAGCAGCAGCAGUGAUAGACAGACAGGUACAAGUGACCAAGACAAUGCCCCUCCUAUGAGUACCAUAAAACAUCACUACCACAAUAAUCCAAUGCUUGAAACUCUUCUCAACCAGCUUGAGAACUUUGAGAAAUCUGACAUUAUUCAAUUCUUUAAGUCUAGGAGAAGUGAUAUAUUUGAGCAAAAAACAAACAAAGAUGAUGCAGACAAAGAUGACAAGAAAGAUGAUGAUGCAAACAAAGAUGACAAGAAUGAUGAUAAUGCAAACAAAGAUGACAAGAAUGAUGGGAGCAAGAAGCCAAUGAACAAUGAAGCUAAUGAUGAACAGUUAGAUACAUCUGAUGUGUUGUACCAGCUCUGCCAGGAAAUUGGUAUAUUCGAUAACCAUGAAGAAUUGGAAAGCAUGGUUGACAAUGAGCUGCUCCAUGCUGAUUGUGCAGAAACUAGAGAUGAGAAUCUCUGUGAAUCAGCUGAGGAGCUUCCCUGUACAUGUACUACAGAGAAAGACGGAACAUGUCAACCUUUACAUCCAUUUCCAAAUGUUACAGUAGAACAAUGCAAAAACGUGUCUCCAUCUGCAAACUAUGUGGAGAAUGAGAUUAGAUCCAAUAACAACCAUGUGAUACCAGACUGCCCGGACAGUAACAAUAUAGCUGAGUUAUAUUGUGAGCAAAUACCCUCAGUCAUUGAUGCUGAAAAUGACACAACGCCUGAUUGUCAUGACUUGAACAACAAUGAAAUCAUCAGUCCAGGUGAAACUGAAAGCAAGAACAGUAGAUGUAAUAAUGAGAACUGUACAAGUUUGAGCAAUAUUCAGAGUGACAAGAUUUGCAAUAACCCAAAUGAAUCAGCAUGUACAUUAUCCAUGAGUAAAGAGCCAUGCUCUGUUAUGACCACAUCUUCUCAAGAACUGCCAAAUAGAGAUGAGGAUGUUAACCACGAUAGAGACAGCACAUAUACCAAAGAAGCAACAUUUGGUAUGCAUGAUGAUUUCUUUGCAUCAUUUCUCCAAGACAUAGCCAGUCUGCCAGAUGACCUCUUAUACCAGGGUAAUGGGGAUAUCCAUAAUGGUGAAAUCACAUCUGAACUAGAACAACUGAACAGUCUUACUAGUGAGUUGGGUGAACCAGUCAAAGACAUUCCUCAGACUAUCUCUGAAGUCAUUAGACAAGAUACAAAUGAAAUAUUUGCUGAUAUAAGUGAAUCAACUAUUACCCAGAGUACUCCCCAAGCAAUACUUGAUGCUGUCAGUGUAUUAAAUAACCGUUGACCAGAACAUUCAUAUGAUGUAAUGAUGCAUGAUGUAUAUGUACCAUACAUGUAAUCUGACAUGAUGUGUGUGUCAUUCUUGUAAUCUAACAUGAUGUAUGUGUCAGAUAUGUAGUCUGACGUGAUGUAUGUACCAUACAUGUAGUCUGACAUGAUAUAUGUGUCAUACAUGUAGUCUAACAUGAU
This is a messenger RNA of Owenia fusiformis, 6467 nucleotides long. The record is from the annotation of a GenBank genome assembly. Lineage: Eukaryota; Metazoa; Annelida; Polychaeta; Sabellida; Oweniidae.